GGAUGGAGCUGGAGGCCUCGCUGGAGCAGUCGGUGCAGACGCGCAUCUUCAAGAUCAUCGUCAUCGGCGACUCCAACGUGGGCAAGACCUGCCUGACGGUGCGCUUCUGCGGGGGCGCCUUCCCCACCAGCACCGAGGCCACCAUCGGCGUCGACUUCAGGGAGAAGGCGGUGGAGAUCGAGGGCGAGCACAUCAAGGUGCAGGUAUGGGACACAGCAGGCCAGGAGAGGUUCCGGAAGAGCAUGGUGGAGCAUUAUUACCGUAACGUCCAUGCCGUUGUCUUUGUGUAUGAUGUCACCAAGAUGGCCUCCUUCCUCAACCUCAAAACCUGGAUUGAGGAGUGCAAUGGCCAUGCGGUCCCGGCCCUUGUCCCAAAGGUGCUGGUGGGGAACAAGUGUGACUUGCGGGACCAGAUCCAGGUGCCCUCCAGUGUGGCCCUGAAGUUUGCCGAUGCUCACAAUAUGCUUUUGUUUGAAACCUCGGCCAAGGACCCCAAAGAGAGCCAGAACGUGGAGUCUAUUUUCAUGUGCCUGGCUUGCCGACUGAAGGCCCAGAAGUCUCUGCUUUAUCGGGACAUGGAGAGGCAACAGGGCAAGGGGCAGAAAACGGAGUUGGCACCAGAGGCCAGUGGCAAAAAUGCCUGUCCAUGCUGAACUGCUGACCACAAUUCUGACCGCUUAGUGAGUUGGGGGAGGGGGGGUGGCAGAGAAACUGAAUCAAGAUCCACUUGUCUCAAUCUAAGUUAAUGUUCACUUAAUAAUAAAAUUUGUAUGGCUCAC
Molecule: messenger RNA, 779 nt
Organism: Varanus komodoensis (Komodo dragon)
Lineage: Eukaryota; Metazoa; Chordata; Lepidosauria; Squamata; Varanidae
Gene: RAB33A
Product: RAB33A, member RAS oncogene family
Exons: 2
Coding region: 3-653 (216 amino acids)
Biological process (GO): Rab protein signal transduction
Cellular component (GO): Golgi apparatus; endosome
Molecular function (GO): GTP binding; GTPase activity
Source: RefSeq, a predicted model, not a curated record